CCUGUGCUCUGCAGUUACAGGAUUGCAGUAAGAAAGGACAGCAGUUACUAAGAAGCAACCUGAUACAUUUCUUCUUUUCUUCACUGUCCUGGAAAGAGCCUGUGUUACAGCUGCAAUGUGCAAGAUGUCUUACAAGAAGGAAACACCCCUUGCCAAUGCUGCAUUCUGGGCUGCGAGGAAAGGAAAUCUGGCACUGCUUCAGCUUUUGCUAAACAGCGGACGAAUAGACGUGGACUGCAAAGACAGUUCUGGACUCACUUCCCUUAUGGUGGCGUCUUACGCUGGACACAUGGAAUGCGUGCGGGAGCUAGUCUUGCAAGGUGCAGAUAUCAAUCUGCAGAGAGAGUCUGGAUCAACUGCCCUCUUUUUUGCUGCCCAGCAAGGUCACAAUGACAUUGUGAAAUUUCUAUUUGAAUUUGGAGCAUCUACUGAAUUUACUACAAAAGAUGGAGGCACAGCCUUAUUGUCUGCCAGUCAAAAUGGCCACUGCAGAGUGGUUGAAACUCUUCUAAAGCAUGGAGCCAACAUUCAUGAACAACUUUGUGAUGGGGCUACACCACUGUUUCUAGCUGCACAAGGAGGCUAUGUAGAUGUAGUUCGAUUAUUACUCACUUAUGGAGCAAAGGCUAAUCAGCCCAGGCAGGAUGGGACCACCCCACUGUGGAUAGCAUCACAAGUUGGCCAUAGUGAAGUGGUGCGAGUGCUGCUUCUAAGAGGCGCUGACCGAGAUGCUGCACGCCUUGAUGGGACUACAGCUUUAUUUAAAGCUGCAACCAAAGGCUUCAAUGAUGUUAUAGAGGAAUUACUGAAAUUUUCUCCAUCAAUUGGUAUGUUAAAGAAUGGUUCCACUGCUCUACAUGCUGCAGUUCUUAGUGGCAAUGUGACCACAGUCACCCUUCUCGUAGAAGCCGGAGCAGAUCCAACCAUUAGGAAUAAGGCCAAUGAAUUGCCAGCAGAUCUCUCAAAAAAUGAACGUAUAUUGCGUCUCCUGAAGACAAAAGAAACACUCAAGCAAAGUUAGCACUUUAUCGCUGUGUAACUGGUGUAAAGCUUUCUUUUACUGGAAAUAUCAUUUGUUCUUAUAUUGCUGCAAGUUUUAUAUUAAGCUGGUUUAGAAUGGGCUGUUCAUUUUCUCAGUAAAAGUGGUUAAUGCAUCUAAAAUAUCAAGAUAAAACUGCUCAAGAGGAGUUAGCAUAUUCUGUAGUUAAUGACUGAAUUAUCAAAUAUUUACCGGCAUGGAGAGAAUUUAUGCAAAACUUGUUUUUAGCUUUACAGCAAUUUCUAUGCCUCUCCUUAUAGUGAGAGAAAUGGCUUUAGAGAACCAGGCCCUGAGACUGUGCCAAGUAUAAAAUAAUAUCUUAGAAUAUAUUCUGAUAAUCGAGCCAUAUACUGUAACAGUAACAUUUCAGUUACAACGCAGGGGAUCUCCCGUCUAUAUAUUCAGCCUUAAUGUAAUAUUUCCACCAGCUCACUGAAAAUCAAUACAUUCUGUUUUACUUGAUAUAUUCAAAAUCCAUAAUAGUUUUAACAAAACAUAAUGGGUCCGAAUUAUCGGCUUGCCAGAAACAGAAGUUAUGAAGCAGCGAUCUAAAGACCGCUGCUCCAUAACUUGUUCGCCGGCUCUGAGGCUGCUGACAGAAAUCAACCCGAUCGAAUACGAUUGGGUUGAUUGAAACCCCAUUCUAGCGGCUGAUUGGCCGCGAAUCUGCAGGGAGCGGCAUUGCACCAGCAGUUCACAAGAACUGCAUGUGCAAUGAUAAAUGACGACAGCAUAUGCUGUCGACAUUUAUCGAUGUGAUACGCAAUAUCGUAUUAUGUCCGAUCGCACAUUAAUAAAUAGGCCCCAUUGUGUUUGUAUUUUAAAUAUAUGCCGUUUAUUUUAUGUUUCUACAUAGUCUGUGUGAAUAUCUCUGUUGUUCAUGCUGGAUUUUAACCAUUGGUGCCCCAGGUGCAAGUUAGAUGCAUCCUGAUAGUUAAACCUACUUGUGCCCAUUGAUAUCCCAACUAACAUAUGCACUGACUACUGCCUUGUUUAGUCACAUGUACAGUUUCAUGUUCAAAGAAUGCAGAAUGUUAGAUGAUAAACCAUAUGGUGCAAAGUUGUAUCACUUGCUCAGCCAAAAUCUUUACAACUUUUAUUUUAAUGAGAAGAGUAUUCAUCUUAAAAAAUAUAUUCUGUUCCAUGUUUUGUAUGAAAAAUGUGUGAUCAUCGAUGUCAGUCACUCUAAUGUUAUUAUUGUGGUGGGUACCUGAUAAUAAUCCUGACAGUAAGGAACUGAUAGUUGUAUAAUGUCAAAAUAUGGAGGCCACUGAAUAAUAUUAGAAACAUCAUAUUAACUAUCAUAAACCUUUGUUUCACUACACCUAAGAUGGUAGUGCCCUACCUCAGUUGCAAGACAAACUGAAACUAAACCACAGUUACUCACACCUGGACUUCUCACCACUGCAGUUUUGUCCUAGUAUCCACAGCUCAAUAUCACUAGCAACCCACAUAUUCUAGCAACCACAUCUCUGCUCCCAUAAGAAACCUAUUUCUAACAAUCCCUUUCUUGCUAUCAACUCCAGCUCCACUACCAACCCCAGCCUCACUAUAACUAAUCAUUUCAGUUCAUAGCAACCCCAAAUACACUAUUAUUUGCACACCCAGCACCACUAAUAACUCAAGUCCCACUACCCCUAUCAAACAUAGACUUAUAUACAAACCUCCAGACCCCCCUAUUGACAAAAUAAUUCUUUACUUCAAAUCCUAACACCUACCCAAAAUGAAAAAUAUUUCAUCUUAUUUAGAACCUACUGAAGACACUCCUCAUUGUAACCAACCCCGAAAAAAAACAAGACCCCAUGUGACCACCAGCCCAAAGUAUGUUCCUAUCUUUAUCUUGACUCCAUUUUAAUCAUAAUGUUUCUUUAGUCAUGAAGUCUUUGCUUCUCGUCUUAAAACUACCUUGUAAACAAAAAUCUGCAAAUUAAGGGGUAGGCUCCUCAGAAAGGACAGUAGACAUUGAGGAGACUAAAUAUGAGGAGAAAGGACAUAUUUUAAGAUGAAAGAGCCCAUUUUAUGGAUGAAGCUGACACGUCUAUCAAUCAAAAUGGAGGACAUUUUGGAGCACACUUGAAUUAGGAUUAAGGAAGGAAGUUUGGGCUAGGAGCUUUGUGCUUGAGGUGUGAUUGUGGUGGGCUCCUUUCAUGCUAGAAAGUUUUCUUUAAUUUUUUUUUUAUUCAUUUAUAUUUUGUUGAGUGUUUUCAGGUGGGUUGUUUUGUCAGUGAAUGGGUAUCUUGGGUAAGGGGUGUUUCACAUUAUUAUUUAGUGGGCCUAAGGUUGAAGAAGUGCUGGGGUUGCUAGAGGGGCUGGUCUGCUACUGGCAGUGGGCUAGGAACGUUUGUUGGACAGAUGUUCCUAGUAAUCAUAGGACUGGUGGGGUAAGGGUUAUUUAUAGUAAGGUUGCAGUUAACGUUUAGGGUUAAAGGGAUAAUAUCACUGGUAGCUAUAUCAUAUAGAUACCAGUGGCUAUUGUGGCUGAAGUCAGAAGCUGCUUACUGUUCAGGUUAUUGUGACCAGCCUUCAAAGGACAGUAAACUCAAAAUUUUCUUAAUUCUGGUAGAGCAUCCAAUUUCAAACAACUUCCAAUGUACUUAUAUUAUCUAAUUUACUUUGUUAUCUUGGUAUUUGUUGAAAAGCAUAGCUAAGUAAGCUCAAGAGCAGUAAUGAACUACUGGGAGCUCGCUGCUGAUUGGUGGCUGCAAAUAUAUUCCUCUUGUCAUUGGCUCACUCAGUGUGCUCAGCAAACUCCAAACAGAGCAAUGCUGCUCCUUCAACAAAGAGAAUGCAAAUGUGAUUAUAGAAAUACAUUUUAAAGCUGUUUAAAAGUGUAUGCACUCAUCAUGCAGCAGCUCAGUAUUAUUGUAAGUCAUCUGAACCACAGAUGAUACAUUUGUGGUUAUUUUGCUCAUUAAACCUUAGUACCUACAGGGUUUCUAUGGGUAUACCACAGAAUAUACAAUAGUACAAACAAAUUUAAAAUAAUGAUCAAUAUUUGCAUUACAAAUAAACACUACAGGCCAAAAGUAUGUGGACACCCCUACUAAUUAUUGUUUAGGUGUUUCAGCUACACCCAUUGCAAAUAAGUAUAUGAAAAAAAACACAUAGAGCUCUACACUCAAGAUGACUAAUCUCUUAUAUUGUAGUAUAAUAAAUGUUUAAAGGGACAGUCUAGUAAAAAAUAAACUUUCUAGAUUCAGAUAGGGCAUGUGAUUUUAAACAACUUUCCCAUUUGCUUUUAUGAUCAAAUUUACUUUGUUCUCUUGGUAUUCUUUGCUGAAAGCUAAACCUAGGUAGGCUCAUGCUAAUUUCUAAGCCCUGACUGUUGCCUCUCAGUGAAUUUGACAGUUUUUCACAGUUAGACAGUACUAGUUCAUAUGUGCCAUAUAGAUAACAUUGUGCUCACUCCCGUGGAGUUAUUUGAGUCAGCACUGAUUGGCUAAAAUGGAAGUCUGUCAAAAAAAACUGCAAAAAGGGGACAGUCUGCAGAGGCUUUUAUACAAGGUAAUCAUAGAGGUAAAAAGUAUAUUAAUAUAGCAGUUUUAUGCAAAAACUGGGGAAUGGGUAAUUAGGGAUUAUCUAUCUUUUUAAACAAUAAAAAUAUUGAUGUAGACUGUCCCUUUAAGUAUCCACCUGGCACUGUUAUUUCAUGAAAUUCCUGCUCUACUAGAGCUGUCCUGGUCAUCAGCACAAGAACUGUGGGUCGGGAGCUUUAUGAAAUGGAUUUCCAUGACUGAGCAGCUGUACACAAACUUCACAUCAAUAUGGGCAAUACCAGCUGCUUGCUGAAGUGGUUUAAAGUUCGCCACCACUGGACUCUGAAGCAGAAGAAACAUAUUCUCUGAAGUGAUGAAUCCUGUUUUACUGUCUGGCAGUUUGAUGGAAGAAUCUGGGUGUUGUAGAUACUGGAAUGCAUGGUGGAGGAGUAAUAAUGUUCUGGGGCUGUUCAGGGUUUAGGCCAGUGGAGGGUCAGUUUAAUGCUACAGAAUCCAAAAGCCUUUUAAACAAUUGGGUGCUUCCAACUUUGUGGCAAUGGUUCGGAUAAGGCCCUUUCCUGUUCCAUCAUGACUGUGCCUCUAUGCUCAAAGUAAGGUCCAUGAAGACAUAGUUGGAUAAGUUUGGUUUGGAGGAACUUGAGUGGCCUGCACAGAGCCCUGCCCUCAACCCCACUGAAAACCUUUGGGAUGAAUUGGAACAGCAGUUGAAAGCAAACAUUCUCAUCCAACAUCAGUGCCUGACCUCAUAAAUACUCUUUUGUCUGAAUGGGUACAAAUUCCCAAAGACACACUCUAAAAUCUUGUGUAAAUCCUUACCAGAAGAGUUGCGGCUGUUUUAGCAGCAAUGGGGAAGCCAAUUCCAAAUUAAAGGGAUAUACAGUAAAACUCACAUUUUCUUUCAUCUAGAGCAGAGCUUUCCAAACGUUUCAUGUUGGUGACACACUUUUUAGACCUACAUCAUUUUGCGACACAGUGAUGCAGCUGUACCAGCAAACAGGAGGUUAAACUAACUUGUUUUAAGAGAUACGGACACACACAUAAAUAAUAUAAUAACACAAUGUAUUUACAACAGUAUGUAUGUGCAAGAAUUAAAAAAAAGUUUAAUAACACCAAUAACUACUAUUUUAAUGUGAUGUACGAGGUUGAUGGGAUGAACACAGUUUCUGAAUAUUUGGUGAAAUAUCAGAUAAAGACACUCGCAUUUUUAAGCUUCCACUUCAUUUCCAUAUAUCAAGAGCAGAACACUGACUUCUGACUUUAGCUCAGCGUUUAAGCUAAGCUGCAAACACACUGCUGUCCCACUCACUGACUACACAUGCAGUCACUAGCUGACUGAGGAGACUAAACGUGCAGCCAGGAGCCAAUGUGCCACCAAUGGGAAUAGUUUCAGUUCCGACUGAACUGCGCCAAUAGGUUAAGAUGAUCUGUGACCCACUAGGUAGCAAUCACGUGAUAUGCGUAGCAGGCAGGUGAAAAGUCGGAAACCAAAAUAAAAAAAUUAAAAAAAAUUAAAUUAAAAAAAAUGUGUGCUGAAGCAGGGACACACCUACACACUGCCGCCGACACACUAAUGUGUCAUGACACACAGUUUGGAAAGCACUGAUCUAGAGCAUACAAUUUUAAACAAAUUUCCAAUUUACUUCUAUUAUCAAAUUGGCCACUAAUCCACAGCUAGCUCCCAGUAGUAUGUUGCUGCUCCUGAGCCUACCUAGAUAUACUUUUCAACAAAGGAUAUCAAAAGAACAAAGCAAAUAAUAGAAGUAAAUUGGAAAGUUGUUUAUAAAUAUCCAUGCUCUAUCUGAAUCAUAAAUACAUUUGAGGGUUUUAUUUCCCUUUAAAUGCUCAUGGUUUUGGAAUGGGAUGUCCAACAAGCUCAUGUAGGUGUGAUGGUCAAGUGUCCACAUACUUUUGGCCAUAUUGUGUAUAUGAUUAAUAAUUUAGCAUUUUCUUUUUUUAAAUAAUAAAAAAAGUGAUUAUAUUUAACUAGAGAUCCAUCAUGGAAAACUAUAAAUAGUGUUUUUUAGAUUAUUUUACUGAGUAAAUUGACUUUAGCCACUCCAGCAUGUGCUCCAGUACAGAUAACCCAAACUCAUUCUACGCAAGGAUAAUCCUAACUCUAACCACAGGCAAACAACAUAAUGUGCCUGCAUUUGUUUUUUAUCUAGUGGCGGUGUGUGUUUUCAAACCUUAUUCUGCUUUCAUUAGAAGGAAAUAUUCUGGUUCAUUGCAUUUUGUUAUUCUUUAACUUAUUAAACUGUUCGUCUUAGUCUUCUUUAUCAAAAGUGCUGGCAUAAUGUAGUUGCUUAGCAAUACAAAUAGUGAACAUACUUGUUACAAAUAAAACUUUUUCUGUUAUCCUACUGUAGCAAAUGACAUGGCAAAAUAUAAAAAAUGAUGUGAAUGGAAUUCUACAAUUUAUCUAGAUGCAGAUGUCACCUUUGUAAUGUAGCAAAUCAAACUGUUGCCGGCUGUAGGAGUGCCAGGUUCUGCAUUCCAAGGAAAAUAAGUAAAACAGAAGAUUGGAAAGCUGCUUUAUUAUGCAUAAUUAAAAAUGUAAAGGGAAAUAAAAGUUUGAGUUUAAUUUCCUUUUAACAUAAA
Molecule: messenger RNA, 7134 nt
Organism: Bombina bombina (fire-bellied toad)
Lineage: Eukaryota; Metazoa; Chordata; Amphibia; Anura; Bombinatoridae
Gene: ANKRD29
Product: ankyrin repeat domain 29
Exons: 10
Coding region: 116-1021 (301 amino acids)
Biological process (GO): neuronal action potential; negative regulation of delayed rectifier potassium channel activity
Cellular component (GO): axon initial segment; synapse; membrane
Molecular function (GO): transmembrane transporter binding
Source: RefSeq, a predicted model, not a curated record